Messenger RNA from Bombyx mori (domestic silkworm), 716 nucleotides. RefSeq lists its product as uncharacterized. The coding region runs from base 335 to 640 and encodes 101 amino acids. The record is from RefSeq and is a predicted model, not a curated record. Lineage: Eukaryota; Metazoa; Arthropoda; Insecta; Lepidoptera; Bombycidae. The transcript is spliced from 2 exons.
CUUUAAUGAGUUACAAAACUUUGAUGACUAAAUUAAACUAUUUCAUGUUCUUAAACACUAAAUAAAAGUAAUUUUCAGUUCAACAAAGUUAAAUCUAACAACUCAACAAAAGUAUUGUGACAUCACAGAUUUGUCCCUAUUCUACUUCUAGUCCCUAUUCCAUCCAACGCCUCCGCGAAGAAAUGAGGAGGGGAGGAGCACUAUUCAAGACACUACAUGAAAACUCAGUCAUUAUCAAAAUCUCUAAACCAUCUAGUUUUUCAAACUAAACAAAUAAUUUACGUAAACAUAAUACGUACUAAUACGCAUUAUAAAAAAGAAAAUGUCCUAAAAUAUGAAUUUAGAAGAGAUACACACAAUAUUAAAAGCCGUCACCGGAUCAGAGGGAGUCAGUUAUGCCGUCACGAAGGAAUAUUUUACCAGAAGCGGCAUAAUUGACGGCAGAAUGAUAAGCGAGAGUUUGUUUGAUGAAGUUUACGAAAGACUGAGUCCAAACAGGGAACAUUUGGAUUUGUCGAAAUUCAUACAACUUUUCGGUAUGUUGGCGCGAAACACAAGACAGGACGUCGAAGCAUUGGCGAUUAAAUUCGAUAAUAUCAAAGAAAGCGUGAUCGACGGAAUACGAAAAGGAAAAUCAUAAUAUUAAUUAAAUAUGGACGUUUGCAAUACGCUAGCACGCGGCCAAUGUUGCUGUAUUAAAAAAAAUAUACUUCAAA